UAUGCCAUGUUUUACGACCCGUAUGUGAGUAGGUGCAGUGUAACAAUAUAGGAAACAGCCGUGUGUCCACAGUUCUAGGAACUCUGGUGUAUCUUGUUUAAUAUGAGCGUAGAUAAAUUCCUGAAAAAACCCGGGCGGCGGUAAAGUGCAGGACGCUGCACAUCCGUCUUUCCAGUUUUACCCGUCGAGUGAAAAAGUGUACACACUCGGGCCGGGGAUAAUCGGCGAGCAGACUGCACUGACUACAAGUGCAAGUCAGACAAUCAAAUGCACGUUUAUUUUGUAGUUUGUAUUGUGUAAAAAAAAUUUUAAAAAAACCCAAAAAUGCUUUCCAGCCUGGCGGCGCGGCUGCUUUGGAACUGAACUUGAGCAUGGAGUCGUCGGCGCGAGGUGAAGCCCUGAAGGGCUAAGCGGAGGCACCUGAGCACCAGGGAGUGUUUUAGCCUGAGCCAGAGCACAGCUGGCAGUCGGUCCCUCACCCAGCCUUUCUCCGUCCCACGUGGCAACAUGGACCCCGGUCGUGGGCUGUUCCCCAGAUUAUCCUCAAAGAGGAGAAGGGGAGGUAGGACCAAGGAACUUGACACAGAGGCAACAAGUACCAAACAGCAGAAGGAAAUCACGGCCUUCUUCCCUGUGACCAGUGUGGUCAGGGUCAAUCCCCAGAAGGAGGAAGAGGAGAUGGAAGAAGGGGAAGACUACAUUUCUGAUGAGCUGCUGCAGGACAUCCCAGAGAAUGAUUGUUCUGUGAAGGUGGAGCCAGAGGACACUGCAGGAGUUUCAGGGUACAGCAUUUGGGGACAGCCAAGUUGUUUGGAUCCCGCAGCUCAGCAUUUGGCCCAGCUUGGUCAUGUGAAGCUUGAGGAAGAGGAAGAUGUGGACCCCCUACCUGAUGCUCACUACGGGCUUCUGGGAAGCAGGCAUUGUGAGGCAGAGCCUAGUGGCCAUGUGAAUGAGCUUCCAGAGGAGGUUCUGAAGGUGGUGCUUGCCUGUCUGCCUGCGGUGGACCUCUUCCGGAGCAUCAUACGAGUGUGUCGUCAUUGGAGGAACGUGGUCACAGAUCCAAUGUUUGUGCCCUGGAAGAAGCUGUAUUUCCGGUACCGAAUGAAGGAGAGCCAGGCAGUAGAAGAAAUCACAUUGAUCCUUAUGGAGAACAGCAUCACUCCACAGGAGGACCUGUGUGUGCUCAACAUGGUUAGGUAUAUGUCCCAGUUCAAACACAGCUCUAGUGUCAAUCCAGAGAAGGUUCUUUCACGUGCGAGACGCCAUCGUCUGUUUGUCCAGGCCGAGGCCUGCCUGAAGCACAGGAUCCCUGAAUCAGAGCAGGGUCUCAACGUGUGGUCCACCCUCACUCUGAUGCUUAUCCUGGCCCAUGGUGUAAUGGACAUCCUGGACCUGGUGCACUUCCUGAAUGCUUCGCAGUGCCUACCCUCUCCAUACACUAUCACAGAGUUUUUGUCGUGCAUCGCCACGCUGCUGCUGGCUAUGAGCGAAAGUGGUAUCAGCAUCACAAACAGAUGGCACUACAACAUUUUCUACGUUCUUCACCUUAUUGAGAACGGUUCUUCCCCGGAGCCAGUGUUUAAAUCCUGCACAGAGGGCGGGGGGACAAGUUGUGGAAUUUCCUUCCGACCCACCCAUGAGCAACAGCAAAUCCUCAGUCACGACAUCCUUGCAGACCACAUAGUUAAAAUAAUGGCAUUUGCUGGCACGGGGAAGACGUCCACACUGGUGCAGUAUGCCCGGCAGCGGCCACAACAACGCUUCCUAUAUGUGGCGUUCAACCGCUCGGUAGCUGCUGAGGCCCAGCGCACCUUCCCCAGAAACGUGGAUUGCAGGACGGUCCACUCCCUUGCCUACCACAGCAUUGGAUCCAGGUACCAGAAGAUAAAGAAGCUCUCAAGUAACCUAAAACCCUUCUCCGUGUGCUGGGUUCUGCCAAAAGGCCGAGGGGGUUUUGUCAAUGCCAAAGUCGUCAGCCAGACCAUCAAUGCUUUUUUUUCAUCAGCAUCCAUCCAUAUUGGCGUUGAACAUGUCCCAGCUGAGUACAAGAACACUAAUGGGCAGAAUACACGGCCAAACCAUGAGGAAAAGCUGAUAUUUGUGGGUAUUGCCCAAGAUAUCUGGGAGAAAAUGCAAGAACUGAGACCAACAAGGGAGUCUGCACACCACAUGACACAUGAUGGCUACCUGAAACUAUGGCAGCUGCAGAAGCCACGUCUAGACAAGUAUGAUGUCAUUUUCAUUGAUGAAGCACAGGAUUGCAGUCCAGCAAUCAUGGACAUCAUGCUGUCCCAGAAGUGUGGGAAGGUCCUGGUGGGAGAUCCUCACCAGCAGAUCUAUACAUUCAGAGGGGCUGUCAAUGCGUUGCAACUGGUACAACACACUCACCUGUACUACCUAACUCACAGCUUCAGAUUUGGACCAGAGAUCGCUUAUGUUGGAGCCACAAUUUUAGAAGCCUGCAAAAAAGUGAGGAAAACUCUUGUUGGUGGAAAUCAAGAAGGAAAUGUGACAGGAGAGAAUGAGUCGGAGCACUUCCUGACGUUUGACCCAGAGAAUCGCUCGCAAUCAAGGCAGAAGAAGUUUGCGAUUUUGUCGCGGUGUAAUGUUACUGUGUUUGAUGGAGCCGUCAAGCUGACAGAAGGCGAGCAACGCCCCAAACUGCACUUUGUUGGGGGUAUUGACAGUUUCGGACUAGGGACAAUUCUGGACCUAUGGAUCUUGAUGCAGCCGGAGGAGGAACGAAAUAAAAAGAACCUAGCCAUCAAGGACAGCUUCAUCAAGCACUUCUGUAAGACCAAGCUGGGUGGCUAUGCUGCUCUGAAGCGUUAUGUCAUUGAGUCAGAGGACCGUGAACUGGAGGUUAAACUGGCUGUGGUGGAGAAAUACAACAGCCUUAUCCCUGAGUUGGUGGACCGCAUUUAUGCAUGUUCUGAGAGCAACCCUCGCCUUGCAGAUGUCAUCCUGGGUACUGUUCAUAAGUCUAAGGGGCUGGAAUUUGAUACAGUGGUGGUGACAGAUGACUUUGUCAAAGUCCCCUGUGCUCGACACAACCUUGAGCAGCUGGUCCGCUGUAUCAGAGCAAACAUUCCAGAAGAUGAGUGGAACCUGCUCUAUGUGGCAGUGACACGAGCCAGAAGGCGAUUGGUGAUCACCAAGAGCAUCAAGAACAUCCUCACUCUGGCUGGGGAGUACUUCCUACGGACAGAGCUGACCAGCUCCCUGCUCACCAAUGGCCAGCCACCCCAAUGCUCAGUGCGGGAAUGCCAAAACUAUGUGAGGGCAGAGUCAGCCCUCACAAUGUGCCAGCUCCCCAUCAGAUAUAUGGAUUCCGUGGAGGCAGGUGGGCCCCUCUGUGCCACAUGUACAGAGCAGCGCCUGAAACAUUCAGCCUUCCUCUUCGAGCCACCUGAGGUGGUGAGAGCCAUGCCAUACACCGAGGAGCGUGUGGAGCUGCCUGUCAAUGUUGCCAUGCUCAUGGCACUGCUCUAACCUAACUGGAUAAGUGA
Messenger RNA from Scleropages formosus (Asian bonytongue), 3509 nucleotides. RefSeq names its product F-box DNA helicase 1 (gene fbh1). The record is from RefSeq and is a predicted model, not a curated record. Gene Ontology annotation, cellular component: nucleus. Bases 508 to 3492 code for a protein of 994 amino acids. Lineage: Eukaryota; Metazoa; Chordata; Actinopteri; Osteoglossiformes; Osteoglossidae. Gene Ontology annotation, molecular function: protein binding; 3'-5' DNA helicase activity; hydrolase activity. Gene Ontology annotation, biological process: double-strand break repair via homologous recombination; replication fork processing. The transcript is spliced from 21 exons.